UCCCUUUCCGCCCAUUCAUCGCUGGGCUGGGUGGCCGCUUCCUGGCGCCAGCGGCGGCGCGGCCUGCUCGGUGUAGGGAGCCUUCCGCACCGCCGGCGCCCCGGGGCAUCCCCUCUGAAGGGCUAUCUGCUGCCUGCGGGGCUGCUGCCCCUCCGUACCUAAGUCCGCCCGGCUCCCUCUCUCGGCCUCCCGCCGCCAUGAAGCUCGUCAGGUUUCUAAUGAAGCUGAGCCAUGAGACUGUGACCAUCGAACUGAAGAAUGGGACGCAGGUGCACGGGACUAUCACAGGAGUGGAUGUCAGCAUGAACACGCAUCUCAAAGCAGUGAAAAUGACACUGAAGAACAGAGAACCUGUACAGCUGGAGACACUGAGUAUUCGAGGGAAUAACAUCCGAUACUUCAUUCUGCCAGACAGUUUGCCUCUGGAUACUUUGCUAGUGGAUGUGGAACCAAAAGUCAAAUCCAAGAAAAGAGAAGCAGUUGCUGGAAGAGGCCGUGGUAGAGGCCGUGGCAGAGGCCGAGGUCGUGGAAGAGGAAGAGGGGGCCCAAGACGAUAACUUCUCACCAUGCAACUGCUACCACAUUCUGGGCAAUUUCCCAUAUUUUUUUGUACAGGUCUUGUUUAUGGCAACCAUUUUUAAUAAACUAAAAUGUGAAAAAGUUGUCUUUCCUCUGUUAGUGAAGUCUGGGGAGGAGGACUGUCCUGUUUCUAGAUGCUGUGACAGGCUAACAUGUCUUUUUGGUGGUGGCUGUGUCAUUGUCAAGAUGUCACCCCCCUCAAAGGCUGGACAGUUACCUCUUGCUUUUUGCCCCAGAGAGAGGGGCUUGUGUUGCUGUGCUUUAACAAGGGUUGUUUGAAAUUAAUCCCUCUUCUACAAGGCACUUGCUGUCUUCUAAUGGUUACAUGGUUAAGACACUAUAUUAGGAACACACAUCCCAUGAAUGUGUCUUUCAUGUCAUACUGGUGAGUGACCUCUUUAAAGUUCAUAGAUAGAAUUUUACUGUUUUCUAUUACAUGAAGCUUACAAUUCAGACAUGUUGCUUUCUUCAUACAAAGUUCACAUAGGGAAAUUAACCAGUUCUGUGGAACUGCUGCAUUGUUACAUCUGAUGAUUAAAGUGUACCUUUGUCAAGGCUAGUUACAUGGCAAUCUCUCAGGCAGGGCUUACAAUACAACUUUAUCACAGAUUUCUUUUCAUGUGCAUCCCUAGAAAAUACAAAGUACAGCACAGCGCAUGAUUAUAUACUGGAAUUGGAAGUUUACUCCUGGAGAUGAGAGAACCGCAGGUUUUAUAUAUAUAUAUAUAUAUAUGUAUAUAUAUAUGUAUGUAUAAACUGCUUUGCUGGAUACA
Messenger RNA from Calypte anna (Anna's hummingbird), 1352 nucleotides. RefSeq names its product small nuclear ribonucleoprotein D1 polypeptide (gene SNRPD1). Gene Ontology annotation, biological process: RNA processing; spliceosomal snRNP assembly. NCBI's taxonomy places the organism in Eukaryota, Metazoa, Chordata, Aves, Apodiformes, Trochilidae. Gene Ontology annotation, cellular component: catalytic step 2 spliceosome; commitment complex; pICln-Sm protein complex. Gene Ontology annotation, molecular function: RNA binding. The transcript is spliced from 4 exons. The coding region runs from base 198 to 557 and encodes 119 amino acids. The record is from RefSeq and is a predicted model, not a curated record.